CCUUUCGCUCCUCAUCCCUCUGCUCCUGCUCUCUCUCUCUCUCUCUUCCCGACGGAAAUUCCCAUUGGUACGGACAGUAGCAGCGGUCGUGGUGGUUGCCAACAAUAAUGAUAAUCAUAAUGAGAUAAUAACACAGUGAUAACAACCACAUUUCUUGCUGCCGACGCCCCAUACGUUUGCGGCCUGGAAUCUCCUGGCCGCCAGUCUCCACCAUACAACCUUGGAACACACGGACCGUACGAAACACCACCCGUAUUGUGUGUGAUGCAUAAGGCAUAUGUAUGUAUGUGUGUGCAGGAACCGAUCACCGCCGCAUUCCUCAUUCAGCCGUUCCCACGCCCUGAUUUCUCUCCCACUGCCGCCGCCUCACAUUUCUCCCCUCGCGCUCCUCGCUCCCUCAAGCAGCAGUCGCGGAAACAUGCCUCAUCUUGCGCCGGCUUGUCCCCUCGUGCGACUUGCUGGAAAUUGUCCUUUCUCAUCUCGAUCAAUGAUCCCUCUCGACAGCCUCCACCAUUUCCGCCACCACCACUAGUUUUGACGCAUCGGCAUCCAAUUUAGUCUCUUCGACAAGCCCUCGAUCCGCAACUCCGUCCACGCCGGCUCCAGUGAACGGACUUCCGCUCCUUCGAAAGGACGCGUCGCGACGUCCCGAACCGUGAUUUGAGUGGGAGCAACAGGGGAUAGACAGCUGCAACAAUAAUCACUAGAAGCCGGACGACACCACCACCACUCCAGUUUGC
This is a messenger RNA of Dissoconium aciculare CBS 342.82, 740 nucleotides long. RefSeq lists its product as uncharacterized. The record is from RefSeq and is a predicted model, not a curated record. NCBI's taxonomy places the organism in Eukaryota, Fungi, Ascomycota, Dothideomycetes, Mycosphaerellales, Dissoconiaceae. The transcript has a single exon. Bases 286 to 558 code for a protein of 90 amino acids.